GCGUCUGGGCUGCAGCCCCGAAGUAUGCGGAGGGCCCCCGGGCGGCCCAGGGCGCCCCGCGCAAGUUUGGCGGCGUCGGAGGCUGCGCGCCCGGCCGAGCGCGGGGACUGAGGCGGCCCCGCUUUUGUGUCUCGCGCCUCCCCUGGAUGCCGCGUCGGGCCAGCUGCGGCGGCCGCUGCUGAGGACCCCGGCGGGGCCGAGGGGCGACGGCGGGCGCGGUGCGUGGCCCAGGCGGGACCAUGGGGAACGGCGUGUGCUCCCGCAAGCAGAAGCGGAUCUUCCAGACGCUGCUGCUGCUGACCGUGGUCUUCGGCUUUCUCUACGGCGUGAUGCUGUACUACGAGCUGCAGACGCAGCUGCGCAAAGCCGAGGCGGUGGCGCUCAAGUACCAGCAGCACCAGGAGUCCCUGUCCGCCCAGUUGCAAGUUGUGUAUGAACACAGAUCAAGAUUAGAAAAAUCACUGCAAAAGGAAAGACUUGAACAUAAGAAAGCCAAAGAAGAUUUUCUUGUUUAUAAGUUAGAAGCACAAGAAACCCUAAAUAAAGGAAGGCAAGAUUCCAACAGCAGAUACAGUGCGUUGAGUGUACAACAUCAAAUGCUGAAAAGCCAACACGAGGAGCUGAAGAAACAGCACAGCGACCUGGAAGAGGAACAUCGCAGGCAAGGGGAAGACUUCAGCAGAACAUUCAAUGACCACAAGCAGAAAUACUUGCAGCUUCAGCAAGAGAAGGAACAAGAACUUUCUAAACUGAAAGAAACGGUGUACAAUUUGAGAGAAGAGAACAGGCAGCUGAGGAAGGCACACCAGGACAUACACACACAGCUUCAGGACGUCAAGCAGCAGCAUAAGAACUUACUCUCGGCCCAUGAGCAGCUGGUAGUGACGCUGGAGGACCACAGGAGCGCACUGGCUGCCGCACAGACUCAAGUGGCCGAAUACAAACAGCUGAAAGACACUCUGAAUAGGAUUCCAAGCUUCCGAAAGCCUGAGCCAGCAGAAGCGCAGAACGUGAGCCCUACCCAGGCGGGCCGUUCUCAGCCAGGCCACCAGGCAGCUAGAGAGAAGCCGACCUCAGAGCCACGGCAGGGGUCUCAACAUAACACUAUGUGGCAGAAGCAUGGAGUUGUUCCUGGAAGAAUAGAAGACACAGGUUCCAUUCCUCCCACCAAGAAGGAGGCGGAGGGUCAGGCUCCUGCUGGCCCAAACCGGCAGGAAGUGGACCCGAGAGAAGCUGAGGAGCAUCGGGCAGAAGAGGAGCACCGGAAAGCCCUGGCGGAGGAGGAAAUGGAGCAGGUUGGGCAGGCGGAGCGCCUGGAGGAGGAGCAUGACCCGUCCCCUGAGGAGCAGGGCCAGGAGUGGCGAGAACAGCGAAGGGAGCAGGUGGCUGCCGGCCUUCAGGAGAGGCAUGCCGCUCAGGUUCCCUCGUCAGCCCAGGCUGUGACCAGAUUGCGAUCCCCGUAUGAGGAGCAGUUGGAGCAGCAAAGGCUGGCGGCCCGGCAGGCGGAGGAGGCGCAGCGGCUACAGGAGCACCAAGAGGCCCUGCACCAGCAGCGGCUGCGGGAGCACUUACUGCGCCAGCGGCAGCAGCAGCUCCUUGCCAAAGAAGUGGCCCAGCCAAGACAGGCGCAGCAUGAAGAGCGUGGACAGCAGCCCCAGGAUCAGCUCCGGCCGCAGGCUCACUAUGAGGCCAUGGACAAUGACGUCGUUCAGGGAGCGGAGGACCAGGCUGCCCAGGAGGAGGAAGGAGGAGCCUACGAAAGAGACAACCCGCACCAAGAUGAAGCAGAGGGAGAGCCAGGCACCAGACAGGAGCCCCGGGCACAGCCGCCCCGAGAAGUGGACCCCAACUCUGAGGCAGAUAGGGCAGCCGCAGAGGAUAUAAACCCAGCAGAUGACCCCAAUAAUCAAGGGGAAGAUGAAUUUGAGGAAGCGGAGCAAGUGAGAGAAGAAAAUUUACCAGAUGAAAAUGAAGAGCACAAGCAGAACAAUCAGAAGGAAGAGACAGCGGAGACAGAGGCUCGUCUACGGAUGGCAGGAAAUCCCGACCAGCAGGAGGACAAUGUUGAUGAGCAGUACCAGGAGGAAGGAGAGGAGGAGGUUCAAGAAGAUUUAACUGAAGAAAAGAAAAGAGAAUUGGAGCAUAAUGCUGAAGAGACCUAUGGUGAAAAUGAAGAAAAUGCGGAUGAUAAAAACAACGAUGGAGAAGAGCUGGGGGGCCACAAUGACAAGCACCCCCAAGGCCGAGAGGGGCACUACGAGGUGGAGGAGGAGGAGGAGGAGGGGGACAGGGCUGCCCUCAUGGGGAAGCCACGGCGAAGAGCUGAAAUGUAGCAAGGGUUGCUUUCCGGACACUGUCAGCCUGGGAAUUCUUUUGAAGCUGCUCAAGAACGAAUCUGCCUACUGAAUUCCAGUAUAUUUAAUUACAAACAAAGAAGAUAAGUUUGACUUUUUUUUAAACUUUUAUAUUAGAAAUACUCAUACAUUUAUAUGAAUAUAUUUUGGUAACUUAGGGUAGAGCCUCUUUUAUAUUAAAGCUAAAUAUGAACAAGAAGAGAAACAAACCGACCUUCAGCUCCGAGUCUGAUUUUUGAGAUCAUUGAGUUUGUGUGUGUUUUGACUUGUCGCCUUGCUCUUGGUUCUCGAGCUGUGCUGUUUGCCUUUGACACAGGCCUUACAACCAGAGAGUGCUGAGAAAUGCUGUUGAGACUUGAAGGAGACGGGCCACUGUCUGUUGUGUUGUUGUGUAUGGCUCUCCUAGGAUUUCCCCCAGUGUGUGUGGCUCUGGAAGUGGAUCUGGGCACAGCAACGUGCAGGUGGAGGGCGGUUUCUUUUGUGGAUUAAAGAUGUCCUUGACAUUCAGAUCACUUAGAAACACACUGAUCAUUACUUAAAGCACAGCUCUCCUGCUUGAGAGGCAUGAAUUAGAACGUGAGAUGGUGCCAAGACCCGCAGGGCAGUAGCCUGGACUUACUCAGCCACUUCAGUGUUCAAACAGGGUUUGGCACAUCAAUGUACUAACCUUUGGGGGAACGAUGAUUGGUUUAAAAGCUAAUUAGUGGGUGUGUGGUGUUUCUGUGUGAGCACACACAGUGUUUUCCUCUGCGGUCAUACAGUGACGCAUGUUUCUGCGUCUAAUUCUCUAAAGGAUCUCUCCUUGGAGCUCUGUGCCUCGCUAUGUAACCCCUUUGAUAAUAAGUAUGAAGGCAUACCAAACUACACAAGUAGAUAGGAUUAUUUUUCAGACCAUGUAGUGAAAUAUGUAUGUGGUAAUCUGACUGGCCUUCAUGACUGUACUCUUUGUGUAUGCAUAAGGCAUUUAAGGAUUAUGAAUUACAACAAUCCCUUAAAAUAAGAAAAUGAAAAUCAGAAACUCCUCUUGAAAGAGACAUAGUUCUGUGUCAAGUUUAAAAUAUAGAACUCGAUUAUAAAAUUCAGAUGUGUGCGGUUCUGCAACAAUAUUCUCAAAGUAAUGAAAAGAAAUUGUGUUUCCCACCUUCAUUGUAUGAGUGUAAUUUUAUUUUUUAAUAACCACACUUGUAUGUGGUUUUGAUGAUUCUGGUUGGUGAUUGUGUAUGUAUGCAUAGGAAUGUUUUAUUCAAAUGUGUUUUAGAUUUCCAAUAAUCAUAAAUAAAAUCUUACUUUUAUGUAUAAAACUCUAUGUAAUGUAAAAUGUAUAAUAUUGUACAUAAUAUUCAGAAUACAAUUAUUUUGGUAAAUUAGUUUGUAUUUUUAAUGUCCCAGUUGCAGUAUUUAAUUAUUUGAAGCAUAUUGAAACUUGGUAAUAGUCAAUAAACCUAUAAAAAAAAGUGGUAAAUCUUUUAAAGCACCACAGUUGAAUUUUGUUAGUUUCCGAACUUCUAACAUUCUCCAAGUUCUUAUUCAUGAAAAAUUGUAAAAUGUACCAAUAUAGAUAAAUAAAUUAUAAAAUGUCA
Molecule: messenger RNA, 3934 nt
Organism: Ochotona curzoniae (black-lipped pika)
Lineage: Eukaryota; Metazoa; Chordata; Mammalia; Lagomorpha; Ochotonidae
Gene: GOLIM4
Product: golgi integral membrane protein 4
Exons: 16
Coding region: 240-2333 (697 amino acids)
Cellular component (GO): Golgi apparatus; Golgi membrane
Source: RefSeq, a predicted model, not a curated record